CUAAUGUCAUUUACAAUGAAGUGGAUUGAUUGGGUCGUGUUUACAAGUUAUGGGUAUCUCCAUUUUUGCAUCGAUGGAAAUAUUUAUUUUUAUUUUUUCACGGUGUACAACUGCAUGUAAGAAUGAAAAUACAUCUUCAACUUGUUGUCCAAGCUAUCGAUUCGUCAAUGGAAUAUGUAUUGAUUGUCCGUUGGGAUACUUUGGACCCAAUUGUGCAUACAGCUGUCCAUAUCCAUCUUAUGGACAUCGUUGUCUUCAAAAGUGUAUGUGUGAUAAAGACAAAUGUGACAUUUCAUUUGGAUGUGCAUCAAGCAAACAGUUGCCCUCAGAUAUUGCAUCUCUUAUAACGACGAACAUUCCAAAGUCAAAAAACGAAUAUACUUCUGGACAACAAAGUCUCAAUAAUUCAAAACAUCCUGAAGAAAAUGGAAACGGUCCUAAAGAGAUUAAAAACGGUUCAGCGGCUGUCAUCGCCGUCAUAUCAGUUAUCGGUGUUCUUGUCAUCAGUUUGCUCGUAACAAUUAUAAUCUUCCAACUCAGAGGGAAAAUACAUUUGCGUCUACAGAAAUCACCAAAUCGAGGCUCUAAUGUGACCAGUCAACGACACGUUGACACUUACUGUGAAAUUGACGAGAAUGAGGCAACAGAGGGCGCCUGUAACAUGUGGAGUGAAUCUGAAAUUUACGAACAGAUCGACCAAUCAAAGAAGGAUGGUACUAAAUACACAACUCUACCGCCCCGUGAAGGCGCCCCAAAGAAGGAGAGGGCAAUAAUGUCUACUCUUUCUAUGCAGAAAAUACUGGAGGCAGACGAUGAUGAAGACACAUGUAAAACCGAAGUGCAGAUGAGAAAAAGCAAGAGCAAUGUUCAAGUUCCUCUAAACAGAACGGACAAAACUUCCACUCAAGUCAGUGGGUACAUCGACAUGAAUAAAGAAAAAGAACUAGAGGAUUACGUUCACAUGGCCGCAGAAGAACGAGUAUCUGACAAAGGUUCACUGAGCAAAGACUGAUAAAGUAAUCUGGGGAUCAUGAAAAAGUGGUAGAUCGAAAGAAAAACAUACAUAUAAAAACAAUGUAGUUCAAUAACUUUAUUGACAUAUAUUGGAAUGUACAUUUUCUGUAGUUCAUUUAAUGAAAGAAAGGGAUGCGAUAUGAAACAAUUUAAUUUGAAAUAUCAUGAAAAGGUGAAGAUAGCGAACAGAGAUCACUCUCAGAAACUUUGUUGCAAAGUUUUAAGAGUAGGACAAACACGACCCUUGGACAUACCAGAGGUGGGAUCAGGUACCUAGGAGGAGUAACAUCCUCUGUUGACCAGUCACAUCUGCCAUGAGACAUAUAUAUUGAUCGGGUAAAGAGAGUAAUCCGUAGUCAAAAUCAGAGUAAAGAACGAUCUAACAAUUGGUGUGACACAUGUCAGACAGCAUUUGACCCUGGUUAUUAUACUGGGGACCAAACAAUGUAUUUCAAUAACUUUCUAGACAUGUAUCAGGAUUCACAUUGUCUACAAUUCAUUCCCUGAAAGAAAGUGAUGUUGUUUAAUACUUGUGAUGAAGAUAGUAGUCCAGUUGGCUUUUCAGUUAACAAUUGCACAUUAUGAAUAUAUGUAUUUGAUUAUUUAUUUCCUCAGUUCACAGUAUUCAUUGGCGAUUGAACAAAUGAUACUCAUAUAAAGUAAAUGUUAAUAAAUAUCAAUAAAUAAACAAAUGCACUGAUCGAUUAACCCACUUAUCCAAAUAUAAGUGUGUGUUAUUACCAUCACUUGGCGUACAUUUGUUGGCGUCAGUGUUUCAAAACAAAUGCAUUCAAAAUAUUUUCCAGACUGCUUGAAUUCCCAACAGGUCACCAAAUUCAAAUGUUAGCGUUCUACGUUCUCAUGGUUCUGUAUCAACAUCCCGAUAUGACUCCGUGUUAGAAGUGAUCCUCAAUACCCCUGGCUUGUCGUAAGUGACGACUAAGUGGGAUGGCCCUUCGAUAAAGACCGCAAAAACCGAGGUCUCGUGUCACAGCAGGUGUGACGUAAUAUAGAUCCCUCCCUCCUCAACGACCGUAAGCGUCGAGCAUAGUCCUAAAUUUGCAGCCCAUCACCGGCAAUAGAGACGCUCCCAUAUGAGUGAAAAGAUCUCGAGCGGGACCUUAAACAAUAUACAACCAACCAAUGUGGCUAUCAUGGCUUUUGAUUGAAUUCUUCUCGAGAACGACUACAUUCGUAAUCAUUCCAUCAGUUACAAAUUUUCUUCUGUAGUUCCGCAGAGAUAUUACUACUUUUCAUUGACCGAUAUGCGAAAAUACAUGGUAAUUCCUUUGUAUCAUCUAAGCAUAGCCUGCAGGGCUUAUAACAAUGCGCCAAUGUUUUAUUUUUUAGAUGUUCAAAAUGAUACAAAUAUGUAUUUUCAGCAUAUAGCCCCGUCCUAGUAGAGGUAUCCAUGCUUAAUAUACUACUUAAUUCAUCUAAACUAGCAACGGGUAAUGUUAAUUUAGAUCAAUCAUUAAUUUUGUAUGGAUUAUAAUAGCGUCAUGAGUGCUUGAGGACAGAUUGAAAUCAUUGCAAGAGGCUAUUUAUGUUGAUAAUUUUUCAUGCCUUUUUCUUUGUGUAAGUACAUGGAUAUAUUAAGAUGGUCAAAAUUACUCAUAACCAUGCAUUCAGUGGAUAAUACUUAAUGUCUAUAGCUUUCAUUUUUUUUUCAAAUAAUUGGUUUGAAAAUCAUACUGUAAAUAUAUAGUUAGGGUUUUCAUGGAUAUACAUGGUCAUAAUUAUUGACAAGCAUGCACAUACCUGCUUGUAAUUAAUCAUAAACAUGUUGAUUGAACGAUUCAGUUGGACUUAAAUGAAUGAAAUAAAAAGUACCACUUGGGAGAUGAUGGGCGUUUAGGAAAUAUACCUAAUGGUUUCCGUUACAAUUAGCACUAAUUAACAUUAAUUACACAUGUAUUUGUACACACAUAGAUAGUUUGGCAAGGUGGAAUCCGUAUAUUGUUUGCUAUGUUACACUUAUAAAUGCGUAGGUAUAUAAAAAUGUGCUGUAAGCUCAUGUAUUCAACUUUUCACUUUCUUGAAGUUAUUUAUAUAAUACUCAAACUAUUGACGUCUCCAUAUGAGUGAAAUAUUCUCCAGAGGGACGUUAAACAACAUACAAUCAACUCAAACUAUUGUUGAUUCAUAAGCAAAUACAUUACCAAGAGAGGAGUUAUUCUGAAUUGUAGCAUCUAGUUUUGGACUAUGUAGAUCAAGGACUUUUCCACUGUUUAAGUCCGUUCUGGGUUAAGGAUGGCGGAUAAAGAGCGUACCCAGUGUAUGAAAGGUGAAGAUAACGAACAGUGAUCAAUCUCGUAACUCCUAUCAGGAAUACAAAAUAGAGAGUUGGGCAAACACAGACCCCUGGACUUACCAGAGGUGGGAUUAGGUGCCUAGGAGGAUUAAGCAUCCACUGUCGACCAGUCGCACCCGCCGUGAGCCCCA
This is a messenger RNA of Ostrea edulis (European flat oyster), 3459 nucleotides long. RefSeq lists its product as uncharacterized. Gene Ontology annotation, molecular function: scavenger receptor activity. Lineage: Eukaryota; Metazoa; Mollusca; Bivalvia; Ostreida; Ostreidae. The transcript is spliced from 4 exons. The coding region runs from base 50 to 1012 and encodes 320 amino acids. The record is from RefSeq and is a predicted model, not a curated record.